Messenger RNA from Camellia sinensis, 3614 nucleotides. RefSeq names its product homeobox protein LUMINIDEPENDENS. Gene Ontology annotation, molecular function: DNA binding. Gene Ontology annotation, cellular component: nucleus. Gene Ontology annotation, biological process: vegetative to reproductive phase transition of meristem. NCBI's taxonomy places the organism in Eukaryota, Viridiplantae, Streptophyta, Magnoliopsida, Ericales, Theaceae. The record is from RefSeq and is a predicted model, not a curated record.
CUUCUCGAAUAGCCCCCCAAACCAAACAUCUCUCUCUCUCUCUCUCUCUCUCUCUGCUCAAUUCGAAACCCUAGCCCUAGUUAUAACUCCGAAUGCGUCAGAGAUUUGUAUAGACUUUCGAAUUCUAAUGAGAGGAUUGUUUUGAUCUUUCAUUGCUGGGCUCGGAAGAUUCAAUUGACAAUGGAGGUCUUGAAGGAGAACCAAUUGGAACUGGCCGUUUGCGGUUCCACGCCGUCGUUUCAGGGCUUGUUGGACUCGCAGCAAGAGCUUUUCCAUAGCCAGAUCGAUCAGCUCCAGAACAUCGUUUUCAUCCAAUGUAAACUCACCGGUGUCAAUCCUCUCUCUCAAGAAAUGGCAGCUGGGGCUUUGUCAAUUAAAAUUGGUAAAAGACCUAGAGAUUUGUUAAAUCCCAAGGCUGUGAAGUAUAUGCAGGCAGUUUUCUCCAUUAAAGAUGCAAUCACCAAGAAGGAAUCUCGUGAAAUCAGUGCUCUUUUUGGUGUUACAGUUACACAGGUUCGCGAUUUUUUUACCAGUCAACGUUCAAGAGUGAGGAAAUUUGUUCGGUUGUCAACGGAGAAGGCACUUCGAUCUAAUGCAUCUAAAGAGGUGCAAGAUGGGGUUCCAAUGACCACUGAUCCUGCAAUGCCAGUUUAUCCAGUUCCCUUAAACUCUGUGGGGCCUCCCAGCAGUGAAGAAGGACCUUCUUGCUCUACACAAGAUGAAACUCUACCUGUCUUAGAUGACCCGGACAGAAAUUUUGUGGAUAAUAUUUUAAGUUUGAUGCGGAAGGAAGAAAUGUUUUCUGGGCAGGUGAAACUGAUGGAGUGGAUAUUGCAGAUUCAGAAUUCUUCAGUACUACAUUGGUUUUUAACUAAAGGUGGUGUGAUGAUUUUAGCGACAUGGUUAAGUCAAGCAGCCAGUGAAGAACAAACAAGUGUUCUUCAUGUCAUUCUUGAGGUUCUCUGUCACCUCCCGCUGCACAAAGCUCUCCCUGUACAUAUGUCAGCCAUACUUCAAAGCGUUAACAGAUUGCGUUUUUAUAGGGCAUCAGACAUUUCAAUCAGGGCAAGGAACCUGUUAUCUAGAUGGAGCAAAAUAUUUGCAAGAAGUCAGGCUAUGAAGAAAUCCAAUGCUGUAAAAUCUUCAACCGACGCACAGAAUGAGAUGCUGUUGAAGCAGAGCAUAAGUGACAUUAUGGAUGAUGAAUCAUGGGAGUCAAAAAUUGAUGCAUCUGAAGACACUCUGGCUCCCUCUCUUGAAGGUUCAGAAAACUUCAGGAAAUUGGAAUCUCCUCAGCUACUGAAACUACUCCCAGCAUCCGCAGAUGAUUCUAGUAAGAAGCUUAUCCGAGGUGUAUCUUCAUCCCAAACAAGGGAGCGGAGAAAAGUUCUUAUGGUGGAACAGCCAGGCCAAAAACAGCCCGGCAGAAGUUUUCAGGUUGCAAGAUCAGUACCUGCAACUCAAGGCCGCCCAUUAUCGGCCGAUGAUAUCCAAAAAGCAAAGUUGCGUGCUCAAUUCAUGCAAAGCAAAUAUGGAAAAUCCGGUGUAUCUUCUGGUGAAGGGCACCAAGUGAAGACUGAAGGUCCUUCCAAAUUUCCCUCUUCCCAGGCAAGAACUUUGCUUUCAGCUUCCAAAGCUCGUGUUCAGCCUCGGGUUGAGGAAUGUAAGGACCCUGUGAUGCUUCUGUCAAAGGUCUCUAUUCAGCAAGAAGCUCCUCUUGGUAAUAAGGUUAAUUCGGAUCUGAAUGAACCUUUGUCGAAGAAGUUCAAGAGGGUCCAGGUCCAGAUCCCAUGGCAGACACCGGCAGAUUUUAGCUUUUCUACCCUUUUCUUCCUUAAUGCAGAAAUGAGGAUCCAUGAUGAUUGGAGAGUUGGCAUGGGCGAGAAUAGCAAAGAGGUUGAAGUACAGAGAAACAGAAUCCGAAGGGAAAAAGAAACUAUUUACAGGACAUCUCUGGAGAUACCACACAAUCCUAAGGAACCGUGGGACUCUGAGAUGGAGUAUGAUGACACUCUAACCCCGGAAAUCCCAACUGAGCAACUACCUGAUCCUGAUGGUGCAGAAACAGUGGUUUCUCCCCAGGAAAAUGAAAUCAGUACAGUUGUUGCUGAGGUGCCUGAAUCGUCGACUUCUCAGAUCAGUAAUGGGAGUGUGCCUGAACCAGACCUUGAGUUGCUUGCUGUGUUGCUAAAAAACCCGGAAUUGGUUUUUGCAUUGACGUCAGGCCAAGGUGGUAGCUUGUCGAGUGAGCAAACUGUGAAGCUGCUGGAUAUGAUAAAGUCCAAUGGGGUUGCCUCACUGGCUAAUUUAACUACUGGGUUAGGCAGAAAUGCUCCUGAGGAGAAUGUUCAAGUUUCUCUUCCUUCCCCAACUCCUUCCAGCGAUCCUGUAACGAGCGGUUGGAGUAAAAAUCCAUUUUCACGGCAAAGCAUAACGGCUAACAGAGAACCUGUUGCAGUUUCAAUCCCUUCACAAGAAAAGUUUCCUGCUAGCAAUUUGGUUCGGCAUGAACUAUCACCACCCAUCAAAAACAUCAUGGCCCAACAACCACCACCACCACCAAGCUUCCCACCACUCUCCCACCAAGCACUACCUCAAUACCCCUUGCCCCACAACAAUAACCGAUUGACGCCACCUGUAAUUCCUCCGGUACACCAGAUUGCCACCAGCAGUUCAGAAACAGUCCGAAACUUGAAAAAUAUUCCCCCCAGUAGCUCAUCUUUACCGUCGUCAAUGCGGGUUGAAACAUCUACCUAUGUUAAGACGGCACCAGUCUCAGAUAUGGUAAAUAGAAAUCCUGUUUCACAUCCCUCCACAUCCAUGCUGCCACCACGAGCACAGCCACAGAGACAGCGAGAGCCACGGCCGGCUUUUGUACCCGAGCCUAUGGUUUCGACAAUGCAUUCUUGGAGGGAGAUAAACCCGGGUUUGGCUUCAAAUCCUCAUCCACUACCUAAUCAAAACAAUUAUAAUUCAUUCGUGAGAGGAGCAGGACCAAUGCAUCAUGGUCCUCCGAGGGAUAGAGAUGAAUAUAUGGGGGAGGAGGAUGUGGGGUUUGAAUCGUGGAGCCCAGAGAGAAGUCCAUUCAGAUCCAAUGAGUACAUGUCUGGACUGACCUAUCGGGAACCGAGAAUGAACAUGGGCCAUAACCAUAGAUCUAGGCCCGGUCCUGGCCCUGGACCAGGGCCGGACCGGUCAAGACCAUGGAAUUCUUCUUCUGAGUACCGGGAUUACAACAGGCAGGGAAACAGAAGGCCGUGGCGUGAUGGGAGGAGAUGAGAGAUUGAUAUCAGCCUGAUAUAUAGAGAGUGCAUUUUGCUAAUUAAGUAUAUCGGUGGGUUUCAAAAAAUUUUGGGUGAUUUCAGGAGAAUGAAUGAGUAGACUAGGGAUUACUCACAAAAUUGGUUUCAAAAUCAGCAUAAGAACAUUAGAACCGGUGAAUCUUAUCUUAUAUUCCGCCAAUAUUCUGGACUUUUUUUUGGGUUGAUCUUUGGGUAAAUUCCUAUAAAAUCAGGAUUGUGGUUUUGGGUACUUGAACUUCAAAUUAAAUCUUGCAAAAUUGGUUUGUCACUCAUUAUUUUGGGUUAUAAAUUUGUACAUAUUGGGGUCUAAAA